AUGUCCAUUGUCGCGCCGCUCUACGGGAUCUCUUUAUUCCUUCCGUCGAUCAUCAAUGGCUUUGGAUUCAACACCACAAUUUCCCAGCUGCUCACCGUCCCGCCCUACGUCGUCGCCACCAUCACCCUCCUCCUCUGGGCGUUCUGGUCCGACCGGAUCAAGAAGCGAUACCCCUUCAUACUCGCCGGGCUCGACUUUGGCACCUUCCUCGUCGUCACCGGCGCAUACGCCGGCUUCCCCGGGAUCAUCGCCUGGCUGGGGAACAACCUCGUGGGGCACUACAAGCGCGGGAUGGGGAUGGCGCUCCAGAUCGGCAUCGGCAACUUCAGCGGCGCGGUCGCGAGCAACAUCUACCGCACGCAGGACGCGCCGCGAUACGCGCUCGGCCACGGGAUUGAGCUGAUGUUCGUGGGGAUCGGUCUUGUCGCGGUGCCCAUCGCGGUGCUGUCGUACAAGCGCAUCAACGCGCGGCGUGAGUCCGAGAUGAGGGAGGCGAACGAGCGCGGGUUCAAGUAUUCGCCCGAGGAGCUGCGGAGAAUGGGCGACCGCGCGCCGGACUUCCGGUACACGCUUUGA
Epithele typhae is the source of this 576-nucleotide messenger RNA. RefSeq names its product major facilitator superfamily domain-containing protein. The record is from RefSeq and is a predicted model, not a curated record. Lineage: Eukaryota; Fungi; Basidiomycota; Agaricomycetes; Polyporales; Epitheliaceae. The transcript has 8 exons. Gene Ontology annotation, molecular function: transmembrane transporter activity. Gene Ontology annotation, cellular component: membrane. Bases 1 to 576 code for a protein of 191 amino acids.